Molecule: messenger RNA, 4107 nt
Organism: Talaromyces marneffei
Lineage: Eukaryota; Fungi; Ascomycota; Eurotiomycetes; Eurotiales; Trichocomaceae
Exons: 2
Coding region: 1-4107 (1368 amino acids)
Biological process (GO): mitotic cell cycle
Source: RefSeq, a predicted model, not a curated record
AUGGCGCGUGCGGCAGUUAUACCAGGGGUGUCGGCGUCGACGGACGUGCCUCAACAGCGAGCGACCCGCGGACGAGGAAGGACGCCUACGAGUACCACCGCGGAUGCGCAAGAUGUGAAGAAACCAGAACCUGCGAAGAGAGGACGGAAACCUGGAAAGACUGCCACAACGACAACGGCGGCGGCAGCGAAGAAUAAGAAGAUUAACAACGACAUGGAAGAUGAGGAGGACGACGAUUUGAGUUUUGAUGUUGCAUCCACAACAGUGAAGAAAGCCACCAAAGGUGUUGCUGCAUCGAAGAGUACUCGUGGCCCCAAAGCUGCCAAGUCGGUUGCCGCAGUGGAGGAUGAUGCAUCAUCCGAGGAAGAAGAUGACGACGAAGACGAACUCGCCGAUUUUGAAGUAACCAAGAAGAAAGCUGGACGACCUCCCAAAGCAAAACCUGCGCCAAAAACCACAACCAAACCGACGCGCGGUCGCCCAAGGACGGUCAAACCCACCGAACCGCAAAAGGAACAGCAAGAUGCAGGAGCAGACAAGAAGCCAAGAGGUCGACGACCUGCUGCAAAGCAAACAACCGAUACCGACAAAACAAUAUAUGUGACUACGGGCUCUACAAUUUCGAGUUUAGCAAAGGCUCGCACUUUGGGGGAUCCCGCAAAGCAGAAGAAAACGGUCACUUUCGCGGAUUUGACGGAAUCGGAAACCGAGGUAUCGGAGGUGGAAGAGAAGAAACCAGCCGCCAAAAGUACCGCGAAAAAGGCAACUGCAGGUACAAGGUCAACUGGGCUCAAGGCAAAACCUGUCCGAAAAGCUGGAACUGCGACGAGAGGUCGACCACCUAAAUCGCAGCCCGCUGCGGCGAAGCCGCUCUCUCCGAAGAAACCUACUCAAUUGGCUAAAGGUUCGUCUUCGUCCGCCAGCUCUGGAGACGAGGAUGAACUUGCAAGAGAGAAGACCGUUUAUUCGCUGGUCGUUCAAAAGUCGCCUGUUAAGACGCAGGAGCCUCAACAUACGGGCCUCAGUUCGCCGGUGAAGAGGAUCAUGUUACCCGGUCAGGCAAGCACUCCAGGCCGACCUCCAUCUCGAGGAACACUUCAACAAGACGAAAACUCAGUUCUAUCGCUACAAAACCCAUCAUCGACACUGCGAGAUUCGGUGUUUAUGGGAAGUCCCGCCCGACGCCCGCCGCCAUCAACAUCCAAGGAAACCAUUAGAGAUACACCACGACGCGGUCCUCUGUUUAUCAGUCACCCGUCCGCAUCGAAGCUAUCCAACGCCGAGCCGAACUCAUUCAUGCAGAAGCUUUCGCCGUUAAAGGCCUCGCCCAAGAAGGGAGGUAAUCUUGCGGCGUCGUUUAUGUCUGGCUCUCCAGAGAAGGGAUCGUCGUUGUCUACGCCGUUUAAUGCGAAAUUGUCGCUUCUCAAGAGUCCGGCUAAACGUAUUCAGUCGCCUUUUGUUUUUCAGAAGGUGCAUGAGUGUAAGCAAUCGCAGACAGAGCUGAGAACGGCUGAUGACGAUGUUGAUACUGAAAUGCGCGAUGACGAUGAUGAUGUGUUUGUCGAUGAUGACAAGGCCGAAGCAUCUCAUCCAAUGGCUGAUGUGCUUAGCGAGGACGAACUUUCAAUGGAUCAAAAGACAGUCGAGGGAACAAAUGAGGAUGAUGUAUUUGUGGAUCAUCCCACCGCGGAACAAGACCAAACAGUAGAUCAGCACGAAGAGACCGAUGAAGUUGACGAAGUUGAUGAUAUGGAAGAUCACGCCGAGCUCGCGCAGGAGAUUGAACUUGCUAAUGACGAUGUGCACAAAGUCAUCGAGUAUCAUUCAGAGGAACUUGCAGAUCAAGAAGAUGUGGAAAUGUCUCAGGACGAGCCUUCCGAUGUGAACGAUGAGAAUCAAGAUCCGCAAGAUGUUGAAGACCGUGAGAAGACCCCCAUCAAUGAAGUGAUUGACAAUGUCGAAAGUGAUGCGGAGAUGGAGGAAGACAUCUCAGAACAGCAUGAGGAGCACGAGCUUUGCGAGAACCAAUCCGAAGAUGUCGAGAAUCUGCAGCCUACCGCCCAUGACGUCGAGCAGGGACCAGCGACUGAGCAACAAGAGAUCAUCAACGAGCCCACAGAAUCUGAAAAGGUAGACUCUAAUGAGGUGGUUAUCUACGCCGAGCCUGAAGAUGAGCAUGAGGACACACUGCUUGAGGUCGACACGCCUCGUUCCAAUACAACCCUUCAAUCAGCACGUUCCUCCAUCGACCCACGAGACAUAGUCCGCGCUGAUGAAGUGGACGAAGCAGUACACGUAUCAACUCAAGGAACUCCACGAUUUAUUCCUCCCGCUGCUCCCUCGCCACCAGUUGCUUCUCCCAUGCGUCACUUCAGAAUGUCUUACAGAGACCAUGGUGACGACAUGUCCGAGUAUGGCUCCACUCCAGCUAGCAGACGUCAGUCCGUCUUUUCGAAUCGCAACAGCAUUCUUCCAAAUCGCGGCGACGCAGCGGACGAUACCUUUACGUUGCUGGCUGCCAAGUUGGAUUUCUGGAAGGCCAGCAGUCCUGCCAAGCAACGAAAACAAUCACCGGAGCGGAUCAUGUUCUCUCCUGUAGUUCCCAAGAAUUUGAUAGUUCCAAGACAGUCAAUGAAGGGAAACAGAUAUAGCCAAAUCCAGUCAAUGCGCCAGUCGCUCGCCGCGAGACACUCGUUGGCAAAUUCCGUCGUUAUGGAUGGCAAUGAGUCGGAUACUGUUGCUAGACAGUCGCCGGACAAGAAUGCCUCUGGCGCAGUAACGGGAGAGGAUGAGCAGGCUCAAAUGACUCAAUCUGAGACCAAUGCCAAACCGAAAGAUACACCUCAACCCCCACUGUCAAUGUCAAUCACUCCAGUCAGAGUCAACCGCGAUGCGAUCCGCACCGUUCAUACAGUCUCAAAAGUUCCUUUGAAACCGGACGGCGAUGAAUCACCUAUCAAGUACCCUCGCAAGCGGGCUAGAUCGAUGUCGAUGGAAAUCCAGCUGCCGAUAAGAGCCUCUCCCAGGCGAGUCAAAUUGGUUCCGAAGAGUCGAAAGUCAACAACACCCGACACCCCUGUUCCUACACCGACUAAGCGUAAUCCAUUAACAGAGAUCAAAGACACGCGAGGCUAUGACGUUCCUGCAACGGUUGGUCCAGUAAAGACUCCUCGCCAGGACGUAAAAAAGGCCGAUCAACAAUGCCUCCGUGGCGCAGUCGUCUUUGUCGAUGUGCACACCACCGAGGGAGAAGACGCAAGUGGCAUUUUUGUCGAGUUGCUCACACAAAUGGGCGCGAAAUGUGUCAAGUCAUGGUCAUGGAAUCCACAAUCCAGUCAAUCCCCUAGCAUGGAUGGCUCAGAGCUGGUCAUCAGCAAAGUCGGCAUUACCCAUGUCGUCUACAAGGAUGGUGGGGUCCGUACAAUGGAGAAAGUACGACAGGCCGGUGAUGUGGUGAAAUGUGUUGGUGUUGGAUGGGUUCUUGAUUGCGAACGAGCAAAUAAAUGGGUGGAUGAAGCCCAUUACUACGUUGACAGUACCAUCAUUCCCCGUGGAGGUGCCAAACGGAGAAAGAGCAUGCAGCCUCGCGCCUUGGCCAAUGUCAACGGUUCGUUGACAUCAUCUACAUCCUCAUCUUCUUCCUCGUUGUCCUCGUCUAUCGGCCAUGGCAGCAUCACUUCCAACCGUCGUUCUCGAGCUCUAACAGACUUGGAAGAUACAAUGGAAGACUUUAGACGCAUGAGUCCCAACAACAGCGUCAACGAGAACAGCACCUCAAACGCACCAAAGACACCAACCAGCGCCAAAACACCCUCCAACAACAACAAAGACGAUGACGAUGAAGACACGGAGUACAACUUCAAUUUCAACUUUGAUUUCUCUGCAAUGUCCCCCGCAACGCCCGGCUUUCUUCGGCUGACGCAACAAACCUGUCCACCCAAACAGACAAACCAGGGCUUGUUCUCAUCCAUGUUGUCUAACAACCGCGCCUCGGCUGAUGAUAGCGAUGCCUCAUCAGGCGCUAACCUACGCGCAAAACUCGAGGCGGCGCGACGGAAGAGUCUCGCAUUUAAGCCGAGAUUUGGGAGUCCGUUAACUCGCCCAUGA